UGCAGGCGACGGAGCGGAGCGUCUGGCCGGAGCGCCCCGGGGAAGAGUAGCUGCAGGGAACGGCUGCCGGGCGGCAGAACUUGCUCUGUCUCUGGGAGACGCGCGGGGCCCCAUGGAGCUGCUGGCCCUCUGUUGGCACCCUCUCUGGGUGCCUUGCACCCUGGUCCUGUCCGUGGUGCUCUGGGCAAGGAGGGCAGCGUGGAGACCCGCGGCUUGUCCUGUGGACCUGCGUGGCAAAACCGCCGUGGUCACUGGAGCCAACAGUGGUGAGUCCGCAGGAUGUGCUGGGCCUGAGGGGCCAGGGGGCUUAAGCCUUGACCCCUCCCCAGACCCAGACCCCCAACCCGGUAGAUUUUACCUGCUUAUCGGGGCUGCGCAAAGGGAUUAAGGUCCCAUCGAGCGCUUCGGAAAACAGAAUCCUAGAAUAGUAGAAUUGCAGAAUUGGAAGGAACUGCCAAGAAUCAUUUAUUCCAACCUCCUGCAAGACAGGAAUCUCAGCACAAGAUUCUAGAGGGUCAUUAAUCAUAGAACUGGAAGGGACCCCCGAAUUUCAUAUAGUCCAAGCGCCCGCAAUGUGGAAAUCUCGACACACAGGUGUUGCGUGUUUCGGAUGUUUCUUAGUGGUUCUGAACUUGUGGGUUAUGUCUGCGUGGACAUGCAUUUUCCUUGGCACUUAAAGUACGCGCACCCUAAUACAGUAUUAUUAUAACACCGUGCAUGUGGGACUUCAGGAUUAACUGAAGCAGAGGCUGGAGGGACACCUGUCGGGUAUGAUCUAGCUGCGGUUCUUCCAUUGGGCACUGUGCAAUUGUGUGUGUGCGAAAGAGAGAGGGAAUGUUGCAGCAGGACAAAUCCAACGAUGGUUGAACUAUGUACGUAACUCGCUAUCGCAGCAGGAGGCAGCCCUGACGCCCAGCCUAGAAGGCUUUAAAAUGCCCGGCGGACCCAGGGAGGAGGGGAAGGUGGGAAGUCCAGAGAUUGGGAGGAAUCUGUAAAGAUGGAUGUUCGUAUUGUUAUAAUGUUAUACUUGUAACGCAAGUAAAACCAAAUUAAAAUUAUUUCAAACAAACAAAAUUAAAUAAAUGAAUAAGUUUAAAUAAAUAGAUAGAUAUGUAGAAAAUGCAAUAAUAAAAUAGAAUAAAAUGCCUGGAGGAGGAAGAGAAGGCUAUCGAGGGCUGCUGAAGGGAGCAGAGCUUCUGAGUACAGUACUGGUUGUUGGAGACCCCAGGAGGGGAAGGGGCUCUGCCGCUCCAAUCCUGUUUACAGGUUUCCCAUAAUAUGGCACCUGGCUGGCCAGGGUGAGAACUGGACGCAGCACUGGGUGGGUUCCUUUGGCCGGAUCCAGCAGCGUCUUCUGAUUUAGCCCUGCGUGGAUUGCUGCGUGGGCCCUCCUUCCUCCUGCCCCCCUGAAACAAUGGGUCUGGGGUGUGUGUGGCAAGAGCUGGCCUGCGGCUGAUGCCUUCGGACUCCAUAGCACUGCGGAGUUAAAAGGGACUCCGAGGGUCCUCUGUCUAGUCCAGCCCCCGCAGUGCCAGAAUCCUGCCCACAGCCGUCCCUGGAUGGGCUCAGACCAAAGACCUUCUGGCUGACAGCCAGACCCACCGACCCCUGGGGGCUUUCCCAGGGAACCCCCACUCCCCUGGGGCAGGUGAGCAGGAUCUGCGCAAAAUGACGAGUCUGGUUGCUCCUGCUGCCGCCAGCUGGGUCGGGUUGGGUUCCAGAGCAAUAGGGAAGCGGGUCAGGGCCAGGGGGAGAGCCACCCCCGCCAAGACCCCCACCAAGACCCACGAAGAGGGGUUCUGGUCCUUGACUCGCCCCCCCCCCGGGCUCUGCUGCAGGGAUUGGCAAGUGCGUGGCUCUGGAGCUGGCGCGCAGGAAUGCCCGGACCAUCCUGGCCUGCCGCAGCCGAGAGAGAGGGGCGGCAGCCGUGGAGGAGAUCCGCAGGGCCACGGGGAACCCCGACGUCCACCUGCGCAUCCUGGACACCAGCUCCAUGGCGUCGGUGAGGAACUUCGCCCGGCAGUUCCUGGAGGAAGAGGGGCAGCUGCACAUCCUGGUCAACAACGCCGGGACCACAGGU
Molecule: messenger RNA, 2080 nt
Organism: Podarcis lilfordi (Lilford's wall lizard)
Lineage: Eukaryota; Metazoa; Chordata; Lepidosauria; Squamata; Lacertidae
Source: the annotation of a GenBank genome assembly